Molecule: messenger RNA, 652 nt
Organism: Engraulis encrasicolus (European anchovy)
Lineage: Eukaryota; Metazoa; Chordata; Actinopteri; Clupeiformes; Engraulidae
Exons: 3
Coding region: 17-652 (211 amino acids)
Molecular function (GO): nucleic acid binding
Source: RefSeq, a predicted model, not a curated record
GCCACAGUAGUUGAUCAUGUUAUCAACCCAACCAUGUCUAACCAUGAGAGAGGCUGGACUCAGAGUCCAACCUAAUUUGAACAGGUACACAGUGGCAGGAAUUGUUCAAACCUUCCAAAGGGAAAAUAGGACUGAAAGAUUGCCAGUAGGAGGUGGCCGGGAGCGUCUUCUGUCCCCUGAGCAGGAGACAGAAAUUGUCAACAUGGUGCUGCAAAAUAAUGCCAUUACUCUACGGCAACUGCGGAGGAACAUAAUUGAAAACAAUUAUGUUUUUCAAAAUGUCCCAAGUGUGAGCAUUUCUACUGUGGACCGGGUGCUGCGCAAACACCAACUGCGGAUGAAGCAAAUCUACAGAGUUCCCUUCUCCCGCAACUCUGACAGGGUGAAGGAACUGAGACACAACUAUGUGCAAAGAAUCCUUGAUAUGGAGGUGGCUGCCCAGGAGCACAAAUUAAUUUUCAUUGAUGAGGCCGGCUUAAAUUUGGCCAAACAUCGGAGGAGAGGCAGGAAUUACAUCGGCCAACGGGCCAUCAUUGAGGAACCAGGGCAACGUGGUGGCAACAUCACUAUGUGCGCCGCAAUUGGCAUCAAUGGUGUUAUCCACCAACAUGCCAACCUGGGCCCAUAUACUGUAAUACUGCACUCCUCCUAA